AUGUCACACUGUGACAUGAAAAACAAAAUCAUCGUCAUCCUCGAGAUGGUACGUCUCACGGAGCAAAUGGUGGAGGCCAAGUCGAAGGUCUCUGACUACCGCAAGGCGGAGAGGCUGAAUGCCUGGGGCAGCGAUCUGGAUGACAUCUCCAUCUGUCUGAAGAUGCCUCGCCUGGAGGUCCUGGCGCUCAGUGUGAACAGGAUCAACACGCUGAGCAGCCUGCAGAAUUGCCAACAACUGAAGGAGCUCUACUUGCGCAAGAACGAGAUCUUGAGCUUCGAGGAACUUGACCACCUUUCCAAUGCCCGUUCCCUGACCUCCCUGUGGCUGGCCAACAAUCCGUGCUCGGAUAAUGCCGGCAAGGCCUAUAGGCCCAGUGUGCUGCGCAAGCUGCCGCAGCUGAAGAAGCUGGACAACGUGGACGUUUGCGAGCAAGAACUGCAGGCGGCCCUGCAUAACGAAUAUUAUCCGAUGCCGACCAGUGCCAUCGUUUCUCCGGUGGCCGAGAUGCCAGCAGCUGGGAAGCCCAGCUCCAGUGGCUCCUCCGGCAGCUCCAGCUCAUCCAGUCCUAGUGCCAGUGCCAAGGCCAAGGCCUAUCGCGAUCGCAUCGAGCGGGAGCGGCGCCAGCAGGGGGUAACCUUCGAUGAGGAGGCGAUGGCCAUGGAGCUGCCCGAGUCGCCCAGGUCGCCCAGAGUGGCCAACAGAAGAGCUGGCGGGGAUGCGGCCGAAUUGGAGGCAGUGGGAGUUCGAGGAGGAUCCGCCAAUGACCACAUGCGCAUGUCACCGCCACGUGGCGGUCAGCGAUCUCCUCCACUUGGAGGUGGAGCUCACCGGGGAGGGAUCAUCGCCACUUCGGCCGCCACGGCAGCUGCUGCAGCCAUGUUGAUGGCCCAGAACCGACUGGAGGCCAUCGAAUCGCGUCGCCAUGAGCCCGUGGUGGCCAGUGUUUCGCCACAGGGAUCGGGUUCCCAGCAGCAGGGGGCCUCCAACUCCUAUUAUCAAGGGAGCACUGAGCAGCAGCGACGCUACCGCCAGAAUGCCAACCUCCUCUCGGCCGCCUUGUGCCUCAUCCGCGAAAUGGACCCACCCACUCUGGAGGCCCUCAGCCAUGCCAUCCACGACCAGGUGACCAGCCAGUCGAUGAACUACUGACCCCGCUCCUUUGGUCCUUGAUAGUUCGCGUUAUCAGUUUAAUUAUUUCCAAAUUAUUGUUCGGUUUUAAGAAGUAGUCGCCUGGAUAUUACACAACUGGAGGAACAAUCUGUCUUCGUGAGAGGAAAGUUGCAGAAGGAUGACAUCCACAUGAUAAUUAAAGCUCCAUAAGAUUCUUCCGAUCGUGCGAUUCUUUUUUGACCUCUUCUAAAGGUUUAUACGUUUUAAUAAUGAUAAUAAAAGACAGAAACAGUACAAA
Drosophila takahashii is the source of this 1411-nucleotide messenger RNA. NCBI's taxonomy places the organism in Eukaryota, Metazoa, Arthropoda, Insecta, Diptera, Drosophilidae. The record is from RefSeq and is a predicted model, not a curated record.